This is a messenger RNA of Physeter macrocephalus (sperm whale), 1823 nucleotides long. RefSeq names its product golgi associated RAB2 interactor family member 2 (gene GARIN2). The transcript is spliced from 7 exons. Lineage: Eukaryota; Metazoa; Chordata; Mammalia; Artiodactyla; Physeteridae. The record is from RefSeq and is a predicted model, not a curated record. Gene Ontology annotation, cellular component: nucleus. Bases 32 to 1228 code for a protein of 398 amino acids.
UAGACCUCAAGCAGGUUUAUACAUAAGCACAAUGAAGAAGAAUAACAGGAAGUCUACUACGAGGAUCGACGAGCAAGAUGACAUCUGUGUCCCAGACUCCAAGGAUCCAGGAGAGCUUCAAAAUAUGUUGGAUGAAGGAGAGUAUGCCCCUUUUGUAUCUCCUCCCAUAUUAGAGAGCAAUUUUAUCCAGGUCAACAGGAGAGGUGAAUCCAUUUACCUUCAUAACCGAGCCAACUGGGUGACUGUAGGCAUCUGCUCUUUCAGUCCCACCCUCAAGACCCCCAAUGUGAUACUGUUGGCACAUCUGACACCGGCCGCCCAGAAAGAUUCAGAACCCCUUUUUAAAAGUCUUCUGACAUCUCCUUCUCCAGAGAAUCUGGUGCUCACCAGGUUUCUCCCUCUGCAGUUUGUGACUCUUUCUGUGCAUGAUGCUGAGAAUAUGCGCAUCAAAGUAAAGCUGGUGAGUGGCCAAGCCUACUACCUACAGCUCUGUGCCCCUGCAUGCAAACAAGACACCCUAUUCUGUCAGUGGGUGAAACUCAUCUCCCUCUUGAAUGAGGAGAAAGCCAAAGCUUCCAAAGUGUCGGAAGACUCCAGCCUCUCAGAAAUAACAAACAGCACAGACAUCACAGGGUCAGUGGACAUCAUGGAUAUGGCAGCCUUCACAGCUGUACAGACCCCAUACCUGUACACAUGUUCAGACCCCAUCAAUGACAUAGAAAGCACUGAUUUCUCGGAAUUCACGGACAUCACUGCUGUCACCGAUGUCACGGAUAUUCCAGAAAAUGAGGUCACCGAGGCCCCAGAUAUAAGAAUUGUCACAGAAGUCACAGAAGUCACAGACAUCUGCAAUGUCACAGUGGGCUCAGGGGUCACAGUGGUGUUUGAAAAUGAUGACAUACUCAGGGCCAAGCGGGAGGAAAAGGAAAAACAGGAAAAUAUUCUGAAGGCUGGUUGUCUACAAGAUACAAAAGUUAAGAAUGAGUUUAGAGAAUCCUCAAAACAUGUCACCAUCUCAAACCUAAUGCUGACUUUUGAAGGUGAAAGAUGUUUUCAAACUACCUUGACUCCAGAAGAAGGUGAGACAAAUAAAUCCAAAGAGAUGAGUGAUAGACCCUCUGAAAUGAGGACAACAGACUCUAAAAGCACGGCUCUCAAGGCUGAAGAAUCCAGGAGGAGGAGAACUGAUUCAGACACUUCAGAGUUCCCUAGUUCCCUGAAUGUCUAACUCACUGGGCGUGAACCACUCCCAAGGUUGCUCUGCGGGCAGAACCUGAACAUGAUACGGCCUUAUUCCUGCUGAUUUGGAAGGGAAUUGAUCCACAACUCAAUUUCUUGGUAAAUCUAAAACCACCUAGCCCCUCUUUUCUUCCUGCUUACGUCUUUGGCUUCUGCUUCGCUGUCAGGUGAUACCAUUUAAUGUUUUUUUCUGGCAGUUUUUUCCUUACAUAUUUCCAUGUCUCGGGAUCUUUAACUUGUAACAAGUGUUUGAAGUAGAGGCUGUCGUGUAGGCACCGGUGGAGAUUUCUCCCCUUACUUGCUGCUGACCCACUUCUAAGUUACUGUCUAACUUCUGGGGGGUAGAAUAGGCCUCAGCUCCAGUCAUGCACAUAAAACAACAUCAUGGAAGGAACACAGAAGCACACUUCACUGAAUGUAAAUGGAGAGGAAAAGAAUACCAAAAACACUUGAAGACAUUUUUAGUCACUUUUGCAAGAGUCCUACCAAAAAAAAAAAAAAAAAAAAGGCAAAUAAUUGGUGGGGAGGGCUCAAUGGGUAAAGGGGAUCAGUGUAUGGUGACAGAAGGAAAAUAAAUUUUUGGU